AUGGGGAAGGCAGACUCUGUGUGCCGACUGCAAGGCACAGCACAACCAGCUGAACUGGCCCAAGAUGGUGACCUUGUUAUUGGAGGCAUUUUUUCAUUUCGCACAGCACAGGAUUAUGUAAUUAACACAUUUGAGACAAUUCCAGAAGUACGAAAAUGCAACGACUUUGAUUUUAGAGAAUUCAAAUUCGCUCAAACAGCGAUAUUUGCUAUAAAUGAGAUAAACAAAAAUCCUGAUAUGCUCCCUAAUGUUAAACUUGGCUACAAGAUCUAUGAUAACUGUGGAACAAUGGACAUACUGAGAGCUGCGCUGGCACUGGUGAGUGGACUAAAAGGAGAAGUCAGUGACGACAACUGCACUAAAACUGAGACAGUGCAAGCUAUCUUGGGACAUUCAGGAUCAAGACCAACUAUUGCAUUUGCAGAAAUUGUUGGAAGGUUUCAGAUACCUGUGAUCAGCCAUUUUGCGACCUGUGCCUGUCUGAGCAACAGGAAGGAGUAUCCCACUUUUUUCAGAACUAUUCCUAGUGACUACUUCCAGAGUAGAGCACUGGCAAAGCUGGUCAAGUACUUUGGAUGGACCUGGAUUGGGGCUCUAGCUGUGGAUAACGAAUAUGGCCUCAAUGGUGUAGCUGCUUUUAUUCAAGUUGCACAAGAAUAUGGAGUGUGCAUUGAGUAUUUUGAAACAUUUUCAUUGUCAGAUCCACCUGACAGUCUGCAGAGAAUAACAGAGAUCAUUAUGCAUGCCACUUCCAAAGUUAUUAUGGCUUUUAUGUCGCACAGAGAAAUGAAGUUGCUGGCAAAAGAGUUGUACAAACAGAACACUACAGGACUGCAGUGGGUUGGCAGUGACGCCUGGAUCACAGAUCACUCUCUAACUGACAGUGAAGGACACAGCAUCCUGGUAGGCUCACUAGGUUUCACUGUCAGCCAAGCUCAGAUCCCAGGGCUGGAAGAGCACCUGAGGCAACUCCAUCCCUCACAGUUUCCUGACAGUCAGUUUGUCAGAGAUUUCUGGGAAGAUGUGUUUGACUGCACUCUGAAUAAAACUGCAAAUGCACAACGACAGCCAUGCAGCGGCUUUGAGAGCCUGCAGAAUGUCGACUCAGAGUUCACUGAUGUGGCUGAGCUGAGAUUCACUAAUAAUGUAUACAAGGCAGUUUAUGCAGUGGGUCAUGCUCUUGACAACCUGAUUAAAUGUGAGAGGGGUAAAGGGCCCUUUUUAAAUGGGAGUUGCGCUGAUAGCAAACAAAUUCAGCCAUGGCAGGUCUUGCACUUUCUCAACAGUGUGAAUUUCACUACUGAGAGAGGGGAAAGAGUUUAUUUUGACACUAAUGGAGACUUACCAGCAAGAUAUGACCUUGUUAAUUUGCAAAUGACAAACAAGGGAACCAUGGAAGGAGUAACAGUUGGCAUUUAUGAUGCUUCUCUUUCAGAGAUUCAUCAGUUCAUCUUGCAUAACAUCCCAGUUGUCUGGGGAAAUGGGCAGACAGAGGUGCCUGUAUCAGUCUGCAGUGAGAGCUGUCUGCCAGGAACUCGUAAGGUCCUCCAGAAAGGAAAGCCAGUCUGCUGUUAUAAUUGCAUACCCUGUCCAGCAGAUUCCAUACACUGUAUGAAAUGCUCACCAAUGUCCUGGUCCAAUGAGCAGAGAGAUGCCUGCAUCCUCAAAGCAAUAGAAUUCUUGGCAUAUGAUGAAACCCUGGGAACACUGUUAGUCUUAUUUUCCCUGCUGGGAUUUUUUCUAACUAUGAUCACAAUGCUAGUCUUCUACUGCCACAGAGAAACCCCACUAGUUCGAGCCAACAACUCUGAGCUGAGCUUCCUGCUGCUCUUCUCCUUGACCCUGUGUUUCCUCUGCUCUCUGACCUUCAUAGGCCGGCCCUCUGAGUGGUCCUGUAUGCUGCGUCACACAGCAUUCGGCAUCACCUUUGUCCUCUGUAUCUCUUGUGUUCUGGGAAAAACAAUAGUGGUGUUAAUGGCCUUCAAGGCCACACUUCCAGGUAGUACUGUGAUGAAAUGGUUCGGGCCUGCACAGCAGAGGCUCAGUGUUCUGGGUUUAACUCUCAUACAGGUUUUGAUUUGUAUACUUUGGCUGACAAUAAGCCCUCCUUCCCCUUUCAAAAAUAUCAAAUACUAUAAAGAAAAGAUUAUACUAGAGUGCAACCUUGGCUCAGAUGUAGGGUUCUGGGCUGUGUUAGGAUACAUAGGACUCCUAGCUGUCCUUUGUUUUGUACUUGCUUUUUUGGCACGGAAGUUACCUGAUAAUUUCAAUGAAGCUAAAUUCAUCACUUUCAGCAUGCUGAUAUUCUCCGCAGUCUGGAUCACCUUUAUCCCAGCAUAUGUGAGCUCUCCUGGGAAGUUUACUGUAGCUGUAGAGAUAUUUGCUAUUCUGGCCUCCAGUUAUGGGCUACUUCUCUGCAUUUUUUUGCCAAAAUGUUAUGUAAUUUUGUUUAGGCCAGAGCUGAACACUAGGAAACACAUAAUGGGAAAGACAUCUAAUAUUGAUAUAUGUUUUUAA
Messenger RNA from Micropterus dolomieu (smallmouth bass), 2517 nucleotides. Its product is annotated as extracellular calcium-sensing receptor-like. Bases 1 to 2517 code for a protein of 838 amino acids. The record is from RefSeq and is a predicted model, not a curated record. Gene Ontology annotation, molecular function: G protein-coupled receptor activity. Gene Ontology annotation, biological process: G protein-coupled receptor signaling pathway. Lineage: Eukaryota; Metazoa; Chordata; Actinopteri; Centrarchiformes; Centrarchidae. Gene Ontology annotation, cellular component: membrane. The transcript has 6 exons.